Molecule: messenger RNA, 1312 nt
Organism: Polistes dominula (European paper wasp)
Lineage: Eukaryota; Metazoa; Arthropoda; Insecta; Hymenoptera; Vespidae
Gene: mRpS10
Product: mitochondrial ribosomal protein S10
Cellular component (GO): mitochondrial small ribosomal subunit; mitochondrion
Source: RefSeq, a predicted model, not a curated record
AUUUAUUUAUUUUUAAAGUGAUAUCAUAAAAAUGUUAUCUUUUAAGGUUGGUUCUACUAUGUUCAGAAUUAUUAUAAGUGAUACAAUUUGUCGAGAAACUGGACGUAUUGGAAUUUUAACAAAACCCUUCUCCGCAUUAGUGAAACCUAAUCCUGACAAAUUAUAUAAAAAAAUAGAAAUUGAAGUAAGAGGAAAUGAUCCUGCAGUACUUAAAAGUUAUGGUCAAUUUACUGAAAUGACUGCAAACCAUUUAGGAAUUAAUAUGUUAAGAAAUACGACGCCAAGAAAACCUAUUCAUGAACGACUAACGGUAUUAAAGUCUGUACAUGUACAUAAAAAACAUCGCGUACAAUAUGAAACCAGAACUUAUUACAGAUUUAUGGAUUUUGUCAAACUGACUGGAUCAACUGCAGAUACUUUUUUAGAAUAUCUUCAAAGAAAUUUACCGGAAGGUGUAGCGAUGAAAGUUACAAAGGUUGAAUUACAAAAGUUACCAGAAUCUAUACAAACGCCACCGAUUGUUAUUUAAUUUUGUAUAAAUUAUUAAAGAUAUAUAACCACAGUGCAUAUACUAAAUGCGUUUUAAUUAAUUCAACAUUAGCGAUACACUUUCGUAGGAUAAAUUCAUCUGCAAAAAAUAAUCUUUAUUUUUAUUUUUAAUUAAUUAAUCAGAAAAUUAGAAAUAAUUCAUAAUCACUCGAUCAUUUCGGAUGAUAAAAAGUUCUCGCGGAAGAUUCAUCAUUUAAAAUCAAAAUCAAGAAAACACUAAUUACGAGUAUGUUUCUUAUAUUUAUCAUUUGUAACGAAAUGGAUCAAACAAUUUUUUCAGUAAUAAUUUCUUGAAAAAUAUAAUUAUAUAAAAAAAUAAAUAGUAUUUGAAGAUUGUAAGGAGAGAUACGUUUUGUUCACACCGAUACUUCACAAAUGUCAGACAACUGAAGAAUGUAGAAGAAAAAAUGUUAAGAUUCAUGUUCAAAAAAGAAAGGAAACUAGAUAGGGUGGUAUAGCCAGUUUAAGAUCAUUCUCUAUAUCUCUGGAGAUUUUAUUAUUCGAAUUUAUUUCACAAAUUUUUCAAAAGUAAGAUAAUUAAAGCUCAUAUUAACUUUCAUUAAAUGUAUUCAUUUUAGACAUUUCGUAUAUUCGCUUAUGUUUAAAUCAUCAUAAAUCGAGAAGAAAAGAUAAAAAUCUUUAUUUUUUUUAAUAUCAAUCUAAGUAAACCAGUUUCGUAUUAACACAUUGUUGACCGGCUAUUUUUUUAAGAAUUUAUCUCAUGUCAUCGGCUAUUACUUUGUAAUUUAAUUGAAAAGUAAAA